CAGUAUUUUGUCGUCUGCACAAAAUUGAUAGCAAAAUAUUACUAGAUUAGUUGACUAUUAUUAUAAGUAGUCCGGUAGGCGUAUUUUUUGUUAUUAUCGAACUAUUGUGUUAGCUUAGCAUCAUGGGUUUCCGUACGUUUUGAUAAAAUAAUGUUUUAUAUUUCAAUGAAAAUUUUAUUAGGAUUUUUCUGUGGAUAUGUUAUUACUUCCUUGGUUUUGUUCAAGAAGCCCACCUUGUUACACAAGAAAAAGAAACAACAUUUUGUUUGCAGACACAUCAGUCAUAGAGGAGGUGCUGGGGAGGCAUAUGAGAACACAGUAGUAGCUUUCCGCCGGGCGGUAGCUCUUGGAACUGACAUGUUAGAGUUGGACUGUCACCUGACUAGAGAUAAUCAGGUGGUCGUCUCCCAUGAUCACAGUCUACUGCGAGCCACCGGCGUCAACAAGAAGAUCGCUGAUUUGGACUACAAGGACUUGCCUCCUCUGCAGCAGACCAUUCCGAUAGACUUUGACCCAGGAGAACCCUACAAAGGUUCCGGGAAUGAAGAGGAGCGUAGGAUACCACUGCUCAGCGAUGUGUUUCGGGAAUUCCCCAAGAUUCCGAUCAACAUUGAUAUCAAAGUGAAUGACAGCCGGUUGAUAGAGGAGGUGGAUUCUCUAGUGAGGCGUUACGACAGGGAGCACCUCACUGUGUGGGGCAACUUCAGCAAUAAAGUCACCACCAAGUGUUACGCACAGAACCCCAACAUUGGGUUGUUGUUCUCGAUGCGACGGGUGGUCUCUUUGCUGCUACUGUUCUACACAGGGUUGCUGCCCUUUGUACCCAUCAAGGAGUCCUUCCUUGAGAUCUUCUUGCCUUCCAUAUUCCUUCGGAUGAAUUUAGACGUCAUGAAUAUUUAUCAUUUCCGUCUGGAGAAAGAGCCUAAUUCAGAUGGGCUGCUACCAUUCCCCUCAAUCCUUCUGCGCCUCAUGGACACCCUCCUCAUCAGGAGAGCACUGUUCAACCACCUCCAUGAGCGAGGCAUUCAGGUCUACAUCUGGGUUCUCAACCAUGAUGAGGAAUAUGAGAGAGCAUUCCAGCUGGGUGCCACUGGAGUGAUGACAGACUACCCCUCCAGACUCCGCGAUUUCCUGGACAACAAUCCCCAGUAUCUGGUCAAUGAUAACACGUGUGACGAAAAUGAAUUACUUGUCAAGAAACAUUUGUAACACUCAGUUAUAGUAUAAUAUCAUUGUUUUGUGGUAAUCAAUACAACCAUAAUUAAAAAUAAAAAUAUUAAAUUGUGUUUUAAUUUAUAAGGCUCAUUUUAUUUUAGUUGAGAUCUUGUUUGAUGAUCAUUAAUUAAACCAGUACAUCUGUCUAAACCUUGAAGCCAUAAUAUACAUACUUGUGCAUAUUUGUAUGUAUAAAUAUUACUACAUACAUAUGUCAGCUGAUUCUGUUUAAUCUUUAGUGAGAAAGUUGUCCUUGAAAUAUCCUCAAUAAAUGCUUUAAUGUAUAACUUUAUCAAAUAAUUAGAGAGAGAUGAUUGGGUCUGAAAAAUAUUUAUGAAACAUCAAAUGAAAGUUAUUUGAUUAAACUGCAAAAAAACAGCUUUGUUUAGUACUGGAAUAAAAUAUUAGAAAUGUACAUUUUUGUAAUUUAUUUGAGGCAAAAAAAGAAAAGAGCCUUUAAAGACUUUUUGGGCAGCUGAUUUAAGGAAACAUGGAAACGUGGCUUGUAUGUCAUCUAAAGAUAUUUUUCUUUCAGCUUAAAUGUUGUACUUUGCAUGUAAUAAACAAGUAUAGACAUAAUUCAGACAAAGUUCCUUUUCAAUAAUAGGCCCACAUGUUUGCACCUUGAAAAAGACCAAUUUGGUUAUGCAAAUGAAGUGCACUGUUUUUUUUUAAUCCUGUUGGCAUAUCCGCUUUGAAAAAAUGACUGGAAUUUUAUUUUGUAUUCAUACUUUGUUUCAUAAAAUCCAGAGUGUUAAAAAAUAGAAUUAACCUUUUUAGGAUGAGCAGGCUAUUUGUAGCCUGCAAAGUUUGUUGUCAAAGAAUACGAUGCGGACUAGUCUUGCCGAAAGAGACAAGCGGUAUAGUCAUAGCUUGCUUUUUGUUAUAAUGUUUAUGAGUUGUGAAACAUUGCAGAAUCAUGAUUUUCUAUACUAACGAAUUUCCUAUGACCUUUCUAAAAAUAUUUAUGUAGUCAUAUUGAACCAGUUAAAUAAUCUACAUCUUUUUCACACCACGUAACAUUUGUCGCAUAACGUCACUCCAGCUGUGUCCUCAUACAGGCAAUUGUGUUGUGUAUCUUGUGUAAUUUUGUGUUUUUUUUAAUCCUUGUUUACCAACUAAUCAACAUAAAAUGUUGUACUCAAUAGAAAAUAAAGUAAGAAACUGUAAAAUAUUGUUUCGUACAGAAAAUUAUGUUUAUUACGUAAAUUAUGUUAAGUUAUGUUCUUACAGUAUAUUAACGGUAAACAAAACAACUAAAACAAAAUUAUAGUAUAAUUAAGUUUAUGUAUAUAUUUUAAAUUUGGUACCUAAUCAAUUAUUAUUAAAUAAUGUAAUAAUGUAUUUUUAUAGUGAAUGCUAGUAAUAGGAUAAAAAGUUAUAUGUGUAUCCUUUGUAAUACUAUACUUAUAAUGUAUUUAUAAAACAUUUACAUUUUUCCUAUUUUUACCUUCUCUUCUUCAGGACACCCUUCAGAAAAUGUAAUCACUUCAUCAAAAAUAUGUAACACAAAACAUUAAAAAAGUCAUUGUCCUUAAAGGGUUAAAUUUAUUGUAUGAGCUCAAGUCAACUGUAAUUUUUAGUCAACAACCAGUUCCUCCGAUUAUAAGAGCAUAUCUAUUUUCUAUUCACCUGUUACAAAUUUAAUUUAAUUUUGUAAGUGACGAAAAAUAAUGCAAAUGUAACUAUAUCAAGAUUAUGGAUUUGUUCGACCACCGACGAUAAGAAUUUGUUUAAUUAUAUGAUUGUUUGUGAGUAAAAAGCAUCACAUGUACAAAGUUAAGACUGCAUCAUUUUUCCUAAGUAUGACUAGUCCUUCCUUAGUUACAGCUUUUAAAGCAUUAGGUUUAGUUUAGUUAGGAAGUGUUCAGUUAGCUUUAAGUUCUCACAUUCCACAUAAAAUGUAGUCUUAACUAAUAUGAUUGCUCAAAUGCAAGUUUAUUUUUAAUUGCUUUUUACUAGUCUCUGAAAUUUGUUGUCUGAUGUUGAUUAAUAAAAUAAUGGUUUUAUUAGCUAAUAUGGAUGUUAUUUUCUCCUCUUAGAAGGAAUAAUGUUUGGUAGUUAAUUGUAAUGCAGUAUAAAUUAAACAAUAGUAUGAAUGAAAUACUUAACUGAAUUAAAAUUGAAAACUUUCUUCACUCGCUUAGUUUUAGUUUAAUUUAUUUUAUGUAGUUAAGGUAUAGUCAUUAGAAAAAGAGAUAGUAUAAAAUUUUAAUCUGUGAACACACUUUCUGAAAAGUGUAACAAGCUUUUUGCAAAUUACCAUAAAAAUUAAAAUGGACAUUCGGAAAACCAUAACUGCUUCCUUGAUCCUGUUUUCCUCAAGCUGCUAUGAGCAUUUUACAUUCUUCCAAAAAAUGAGAAAAUAGGUGUUUCCAAUAUUUACAGCUGAUGAUCUGGAGCAACAUAUAUUUUUUUACAAUAGUCCGUUUACACCUGUCCUUUGUAUGUGAAUAUUUUUUCUAACAAUUGUGAGACUUAUCCAUCUCAUGUAAUUGUAACAGCAUUAUUUGUUAUAUUUAAACAUCCGGAUAGGCUUGGAUUGAUGUUAGUUUAGAUUUGUAUCUUAUAUAAAGUAAAAAUUGAAAAAAUGUUAUCUUAUAAGACUCAGUUCAUUUUUAUAUCACUAAGUCACAGAUUUUGUAUACUACUCAUUGUAAAAAUUAAGUGGAUUUUCAACUUAAUGGUUGAAUAAAAAUGAUUAGAACUAAAUAGAUGGUUCCAUUUAUUAAUAGAAUCAGAUAUAAAUCUAGCAGUUUUCGAUAUCAUUUCUGUAUUGAAUAAAAAUGUGAGUUUUGUAUUAUAGUAGUUAGAAUUGAAUGUAAUGUGAGUGUUAAGUAUUUAUGUGUGAUGUUUCCAUUCUUUCCGAACCACUUGAAAUUGAUGUUUUCCAUAGUUGACUAAGUACAUCCUGUUUUAGGUAGUUUUGUUAAUUUUUUAACGUAAAAAAGUCUUUACUUGCACUAAUGACACAGUCUAACAGUAAGCAGUUGCAUUACUUCAUUUGAAAUCAAGUUUUUUCAUGAUUCCAUUGUUCUUAGAAGUACCCCAUAUUGUUUGCCGGUUACCCUACUAUGCUACGUUUCUGUCGUGGCGAUUGGAAAAUUACUGUAGAGGCAUUAUUAAAUAAAAGUGUGUUAUUAUUAUAGUCAUUAAUGAUAUUAACUAUUUUAUGACCAUCCAAAUGGUAUGUCUAGACUGAGAAUGGUUUAAUCUAAACCUCUGUGAGAAAGUAAAAUUUGUGCUGUUGGCUGCACUUACUUUCAUGUCUAACAACCGCAAUGCUUGUUUAGGUUGCAACUGACACUAGAUAGCUAUCUAACGUUAUGUUGAGUUUGUUUACGUUGUUGUUGGUGAGUGUGCAUUUAUUGAUAUUUCAAAAUUACUAAAAAAACAGAUGAGCUCGAUGUCUAUUUUGACAAUUUUUAAUAUAAAUAACUUGCAAACUCUAACAACUAACCCAUACGCAUUCAGACUUUAAUUUAUUAAAGAUAUUUUACAAAUUCAUAACAUAAAAAUAAUUUGUGCAUAAGGCAAAAUGUGUAUUUAAAAAAAAAUUUUUAAGUAAUGGCUGUUUUAAAUCCCGGCAUUCUUUUCCGAAGACCCUGUAAUGUUGCUGUGUGUUUUAUACUAACUAAUUAAAAUAAAAUUGUACUUUCUGUCUUCCAUGACACUACUAGGUAUUGAGCCUAUUCUUAAAAAAUAUAAUAUAUGUAAAGAAGUCCUGCACGGGCUUGACAAUUCCCAGACGAUUACAGGGAAAGCAAUAAAACUUGGUACAUCAUUACUACACCUAUAAAUCUACUUUUUGAAGUAACUUAAAAUUUGUUGUUAUGUCAGCGGGAUCUCCUGCAAGGAGUCGGAAGGAAAUUUUAAUUAGAGCAUAGGUCAAGUAGUACACCAAAUUAAAGGUAGUAGAGUACAAUGCCGCAAAUCUGACCUAAAAAGAUUCACUCUUUAAAGAAUUAUGCGCGUUUAAAGUUUAAAACCUUUAAAUUUUAGGUCCUUUUCUAGAUGGUUUAAUAUUUUUGUUUUGGCUUAAGUUGUGAAAGUUAAACUUAGUAAAUGAAUAUUGGACUUACAAAAUAGUUUGUCAUUAUUGACUCCUCACAUCUAAUCGAAGAUGGUCUACAAAGAGUUGAGCAAAAAAUUUUAACUUAAGCAUAGCCCAAGUUUAAAUUUUUAUAAUGUACAUUAUUUUAAAAUGUAAUGUAAAAUGUAAAGGGUUGUUUAGCAGAGAUGAAUGAUAAUGUGAAAAUCCAGGUAUCAGUUAUUAUAAUGUAAAUUUCUUAUUUUUAAGUCGGCUUUUGGACUUUACUCAAUGUACAUUUUACAUUACACUUUAAAACAAUGCACAUCUUGAGCUAUGCUUACGUAAAUUUUUUUGGCUGAACUCCUUGUAGACCAUCCACCAUUGGAUGUGAAGAGUCACCAACUACCUUAAAAACUAUUUCUUAAGUCCAGUAUUCGUUUACUAACUUUAAUUGUCACAACUUUAGUCAAAACAAAAAUAUUUAACCAUCUAGAAUGGAACCUACAUUGUAAAUGUUUCAAACUUUAAACCAGUGUAAUUUUUUAAAGUGAACCUUUUCAGGUCGGAUUUGCAGCAUUUUACCCUACUAAUAGAGACCUUUAAUUUGAUAUACCUAAUACUCUAAUUUAAGAUUUCCUUCUAACUCCUUUCGGGUCAUCCCCCUCACAUGGCAAAAAAUGGUAGUUACUUCAAAAAGUAGAUUUAUAGGUGCAGUAAUGGUGUACCAAAUUUUAUUGCUUUACCUAUAAUUGUUCGGGAAUUAUCAAGUCUGUGCCUGUGUAUAAUUUUAUAAUUAUACACAGGUACUCAACUCAUGCCACGAUAACUUUGUGGCAUGAGUCCAGUAUUGAAUUAUUGAACAAAGUUCCAAAACUUGAAAAAAGUUAAGAUCUAUCUUGCAGCUCAGAGGAUGGUGCAGUAAUGUUGUAGAUAAUGGACAGCCCAGACAAUCCAAUUAGAUCAGUAAAAAACUGUUGAAAUAAGUUCUGCAAAAUAGAACAGUCUGGCGAAAUCCGGUGGGGUUCUCAACUGAAGUGUACAAUGAGUCAUUGGUGAGCUAUGUAACAGUGUACGUGUUAGAGCAUGAUUGACCUAUGACAACAGCUGAUAAUAUACUGUAAUAGUAGUGAUGAAGUCUGGUUGGACAUGUGCAGCACGUAGCCUCAGUGUAGGUAUGGAACUGUAAUUAUGUUAGACUGUGACAAUUAUUAACCCUCUAACAGUGGUCUUAGAAUGAAAUUUACGUUGCCAAACUAUGCAGCAUAACUUAUAAUAACAUGUGUGAAAACAAAACAACUCGAGGCAAUCAUGUGAGUGUAGCAACAAAAGUCAUUUGUUAAAGAAAACAUAUGAUUUUUCGUAAUAUAUCUUUUUCCUCUCUUAAAACAUGUUAAAACUCCCCGUCUAUUUUCUCAUGCACAUGUAUGUGAGUUUAUGUAAAGUUUGAAGUCCUACUUCUUGAUUAAGAAUAAAUAUUUUACUUGAACUAUAAAAAAACUGCUGAUGUUCAAAUCAUUAACCUGCAUUUACUCGUGUGGUAACCCUAUGAAUAAGAAGUGUAGUAGUUCAUUCAGAUGAAAAUUAAACUAUUUUUGGAAAAUUAUAUUAUUAGCGUGAAAACGAACAUUUCAGUAUUUUUGCAUUUGUGUAACAUAUACUCAUACAUUGUAAUAAUGUGUUUAUUUCUAUGAGUGAUUUAUUUAAUUAAGUAUUAUUUUUACUUAAUCAUAUGUAAUUAUAUAAAGGUAUCUUGGUAGGUUUAACAAAACUUUUUGUAUAUCCAGCUUUAUUUAAAUGAGCAUUUAUCAAUCCUUGUCAGUUGCAGUACUCAAAUUUAUAAAAAUUUUUCCUUCAUUACAGUUCAACUAUAAAUAGAACCAUUGUACAUCAUUCCUUCAGAAAAUCAUUAUGUAAGUGUAUUUCGGCUUCAGCACAAAACUUCAAUAUUACAAAAAAGUAUGUAACUUAAAUAAUUUUUAUUUUACUGUGCAACUGAAUGAGGGUUCAGCUCAAUUGGUAAAGAAUGUAAUAGAAGUAUACAUAUACAUGUAUUCGUAUUGCUCUGAAUCGUAAUAUCAUUGCUGGAUUGUUAUAACCUCCAAUACCGUUUCAGAAAAGUUAAUCUUCCAAACCUGUAUUAUAUUUUGAUUGUUUUAACAAAGAUUGUCAUCAUAUUAUUAAAUAUAUCCUUCCGUCUAAAUAUUUAGUCUUCCUUCCAAAUCACUUUUUGUAAGAUCACUCCAAUAUAUUUAACCCUUGAGUGAGUUAGGUGCAUAAGAAAUUAAAUGCUGUAGUUUUCUAAGUACUAAUUCAUAGAGUAGAUUUCUGUUUAAAGUUAGACUACUUGUAUAUAAUGUAUGUAUCAUUAUGAAUAAAUGCAAUUUUUGUGUAAA
Molecule: messenger RNA, 7641 nt
Organism: Homalodisca vitripennis (glassy-winged sharpshooter)
Lineage: Eukaryota; Metazoa; Arthropoda; Insecta; Hemiptera; Cicadellidae
Product: lysophospholipase D GDPD1-like
Exons: 9
Coding region: 151-1209 (352 amino acids)
Biological process (GO): glycerophospholipid catabolic process
Cellular component (GO): endoplasmic reticulum membrane
Molecular function (GO): phosphatidylcholine lysophospholipase A1 activity; phosphoric diester hydrolase activity
Source: RefSeq, a predicted model, not a curated record